Molecule: messenger RNA, 2396 nt
Organism: Hipposideros armiger (great roundleaf bat)
Lineage: Eukaryota; Metazoa; Chordata; Mammalia; Chiroptera; Hipposideridae
Gene: XKR5
Product: XK related 5
Exons: 7
Coding region: 7-2073 (688 amino acids)
Cellular component (GO): membrane
Source: RefSeq, a predicted model, not a curated record
CGGAGGAUGCACGCGGGGCUGCACGCGGGGCUGCUGGGGCUCUCCGCCCUGCUGCUGGCGGCCGAGCAGAGCGCGCGCCUCUGCACCAUGAUCUACCACUUCGCCACAGGUCAGCUGCUCUGGGGGUGGCUGGCCGUUGCUGUGCUACUGCCUGGCUUCCUGGUCGAGGGCUUGAGUUACCUGUGGUUCCGAGCAGAUGGACAGCAAGGCCACUGCUGGUUGGUCAUGCUGCACCUCCUACAGCUUGGCGUGUGGAAGCGACACUGGGACGCCACAUCCACUGUUCUGUGGAAGGGCAGGGUGGCGCCCCACCAGGGCCAGCUGCUGCUCCAGGAGGCAGACCUGUCAGCCCUCCGCCUCUUGGAAGCCCUGCUCCAGAGCGGGCCCCACCUGCUGAUUCAAACCUAUGUUUUCCUUGCCUUGGACUUCACAGAUGUUGUGCCAGGGGUGAGUGCCCUGUGCUCCUGGGUGGCGCUAUCCUGGGCGCUGGUGUGCUAUACUCGUUUCAUGGGCUCCAUAAAGCCGGGCCACCUCGCCACGCCAUGGGCUGCCCUCUUCUGCCAGCAGCUGUGGAGGAUGGGCAUGGUGGGAGCCCGCGUCCUGAGCCUGGCUCUGUUCUUCAGAGCUCACCACGCCUGGGGUUUGGUAGUUGGAGGUGCCCACUGGCUGGUGAUGACAUUCUGGCUCGUGGCCCAGCAGAGUGACAUUGUGGAAAGCACCUGCCACUGGAGGGUGUUCAACCUGCUAGUGGGGGCCGUGUACAUCCUCUGCUACCUCAACUUCUGGGACAGCCCUUCCAGGAGCAGGAUGGCCACGUUCUACACGGUUAUGCUGCUGGAGAAUAGCAUCCUGUUGCUCUUGGCCACUGACUUUCUCCAGGGGACAUCGGUGACCAGCCUGUGGACCAUAGCAGGAGUCUUGUCCGGAUUUCUGAUCGGCACCGUCUCGCUGGUAGUUUAUUACAGCCUGCUGCACCCUAAGUCCACACACAUCUGGCAGGACUUUGUAAGGCAGUCCUGUGGCAUUGCAGGGGGUGGCAAGGCAGAGAGAGAAUCUUCUCCCCCGGGCACCGCUGGAGCUGAGAACAGGCCUGAGAGCCCAGGGACACGCCGAGAGGAAGGUUAUGAGCUACCAAGUCUGGGGAAGCCCCCCAGCCUGCAGUGGGGACCCCCAGAGGCUGGGCUAGAAAGCCAGAUUUCUGGGGAGGACUCUUUCCUUAGUCACCACCACUGGCUGUUGGUGAAACUUGCCCUGAAAACAGGAAAUGUGUCUAAGAUCAACGCAGUCUUUGGAGAAGACCAUCCUGGCUGCUUUUGUCCCCCUGCAUGGGGGUCGAGCCAACACUACAACCCGCAGAGGAAGCCCCCGUUUUCCCAGCAAGAGCUCUCAUCGUCACCCCAUGGCCCCCUAACCUCAGAGAAUGGCUCUGAGUUUCAAAGUGUCUCAAAAGCAGAGGCUGACCAGUCAGAAACAUCCAGUUAUGUCUCUUUUACCAGUGAUAAUUAUGACAAAGCUCCCAUCCAGCAGCUGUCAGCUGUACAGAGUCGGGGUAGCCCAGAGCAAGGAGCGGGGGCUGUUUUGGGGGUGCAAGAAAGAAGUGCAGGUGGGCAGCUGAGAGGUGCAGGGGGACAGGAGAGCUCCACGCUGUACUUCAGUGCCUCAGAAGGAGCCACAGCCUCACACCAAGGAGGUGAGCAAGCCACUCCGCAGACGUGGGGAAAAGGCAGCCCCGCGCAGCGUGCCUCACCCCAGCCAGCCACUAAGCCCUUUCCCAUCACCAUGGCCAACAUUAGCCCAAUCCUAGGCACGGGUCCAGGGAGGAGAUUCCGCCCCAGCACAGUCAUCCCCACAGUCGGAGCCAGCCAGGGAUCGGCCGGGAGCUCAUGGGAGCAGCAGGGGCUCACGAGGGACCUGAGUCAUCCUGCCACUGCUGGCACGUGGAUGUCACUGCCGAAGGUGAGCCCAAGGCCCGCCGAUGAGCCCUGCCUCACAUCCACCCCCAAGUCUGAGUCCAUCCACCGGGACGGCAGCCCACCGGAGAGGCUGGAGACCGAGACGAGUGUCUUCAUCUGACCACAGCCACGGCAGGAUAAGACGGACAGGCUGGUCACUGGAUGUCUGGAUAGGAGAAACCCCACUUCUGACACCUGCACCCUGUGCACCACACACCCCCCGGACCACUAUGCACAGCACAAAAAAUGAAGGAUCUGGAGUAGAUUAUUUCCAAGAUCCCCUGUGAACACCACACACCACACAUAUGCAUAAGAGAUGGUCUCUAACACAGCAUAGGAGGGGAGAAAAGACUUCCCAUAAAAUUGCCUGCUUGGGCCAGCCAAAUGGCUCAGUUGGUUAAGAGCACACGUUCUGAACAACAGGGUUGCCAGUUCGAUUCCCAC